Molecule: messenger RNA, 2886 nt
Organism: Physella acuta
Lineage: Eukaryota; Metazoa; Mollusca; Gastropoda; Physidae
Product: forkhead box protein D1
Biological process (GO): anatomical structure morphogenesis; cell differentiation; regulation of transcription by RNA polymerase II
Molecular function (GO): RNA polymerase II cis-regulatory region sequence-specific DNA binding; DNA-binding transcription factor activity, RNA polymerase II-specific
Source: RefSeq, a predicted model, not a curated record
GUACCUCAGCCAACACCAGUCAACAGACAGCAGCACCAAACUCCACUACACCAUCGCUAGAGUCGGCUGUCGCCCUACUACGGGCUGGGUCUGUGUGUUCUUGUGUUCCCUGGGAGUAUCUAUCUGCUCUACCCGACCCGAGAGACCCGUGUUUGAGACCCGUAUGAGGCUGACCCGUGUGAAACUGGUCACCACUUAACACUGGACACCUAUCAGAGAGAGCUGGCGAUGCGCUAUGACGUCAUGAACUUGUCGCUGGCUUACCCCCCUUCUCAAGGGCUGACCCAGGGGCAUAUGUUCCCCCACCAGCAGGCGUUGUACCCCGGGAUGAACAGCUCAAACAAGACCUCCCCCUCCAUGACGUCACCUCUGGGGGCCAGCACCCCCCUGACCAACGCCCCCAACAGCCUCCAGUCAUCCCUGUCCCCUCUGUCGUCAUCAUCUUCCUCGUCCAUGGAGUCGUCUGCCCUCUCAGCCUACAGCCAGAUGUCGGCCCUGCAGAGCCUGCACAGGGAGAGGCUGGGUCUGCUCCACGGGGAGGCCCGGGGGUACGGCCAGGGGGAGGACUGCUUCUCUAAACCCUACCUGUCCGACCUCCGCCCGGGCGCCGACUUCCGCGAGCACUACACGGAGUACAUCCGACAGCUCUCUGCCACCCAUGCCAGGCAUGAGCUCAGGGCCUCUCCCCAACACGACAAGAGACGCAACUCCCCCCACAGGAACCCCGGGUCACCGUCCGUGACCCCCACAGGGGUCGUGAACUCUGCGCACCAGUCCCCGGAUAAGGACGGGUCGAGUGAGGACAGCUCACCCUUCGAUGACCGUCACACGUCAGCAGACAACAACCGCACACACUCACCCAAGUCAGACUUUCACGCGCAUAACUUCCUGGGUCACUAUGACCUGGCCAACAACUCCCGCCAAAAUGGCGGCAACCACGAGGAAGACGAAGAAUUACUCCAGGUCGACUCUCCUCCACCUACCUCACCACGGAUCCAUGGCUCGCCCAGACAUUCUCUGGCCAGCGAUGACGAACAUCACCACGAUGAUGAAGAUGACGAGGACAGAGACAUUAUGUCGCGGUACGACAACGAGGACAUUGACCACGACAUUUGCCACACCAUGGAUAACGACGCGCCGCUAUCGCCAUCAAAAGACUAUGAUAUUAACGACGAGGAUAACGACGGCAGCAAGCCGGCAGACGAUUCGCACGGCGCCAACCCCGGCCACGCCUCCAUGAAGAAAAAGUCCAGUCUAGUCAAGCCGCCGUAUUCCUACAUCGCUCUCAUCACCAUGUCCAUCCUUCAGUCGCCCCGGAAGCGGCUGACUUUGUCGGGAAUCUGUGAGUUCAUCAUGAACAGGUUCCCCUACUUCCGGGAAAAGUUCCCCGCCUGGCAGAACAGCAUUCGGCACAACCUCUCGCUUAACGACUGCUUCGUCAAGAUUCCCCGGGAACCGGGAAAUCCCGGCAAGGGAAAUUACUGGACGCUAGACCCGGCUAGCGAAGACAUGUUUGAUAACGGAAGUUUCUUGAGGAGGAGGAAGCGGUACAAGCGGUCAUCACACCUCGACAUGAUGGGCCAGAACCCCGCCUUCAUGUCCGCCGCUGAUUCCUAUUUCCAUCACCACGGCUUCAUCAACCCCCACUCCCCGCACCCCGGGGCGUUCCACCCCAGCUCAGGACCCCUGGGCUACCCGUACAUGCCCCCGGGGUUAAGCCACUCCCUCUCCAUGAUGCAGAACGAUUACUCCGUCAGACACCCCCACCACGCCCCGCACCCGGGCCCCCCACAUUUCCACCUACCCCUGGGUCCUGUAGGACUUCCAGGACUCCACCAUAGUCCUAUGUCCUCCAUGACGCUCCACCGUAACCCCAACAGCCAGAUCCGGCAGUUGGAGAAGCUAGAGGUCCAGGAUAGGCAGUCUCCGGUCUCUGAGAGAAAAACUUCCAUUCCAUCUUCCCCACCCACCUCACCCAGAUCUUCACCCUCCCCGGGCGCCUCCUCACCCCCCGCCCCCACACCCCAGUCACGGCUACAGCCCAGUACCACCGUGUCCACGUCUACCACACAGAAAAAAGGUUUCACGAUCGACAACAUCAUCGGCACCUCCUCCUCCACCCACACCACCCCCUCCCCAUCCACAUCCACACCUCUAUCCAUCAAAACCGAACCCAAAUCCAUCCCCACCACCUCUCCCCCCUCCUCCAUGUUGGCGCCGCCCUCAGCCGUGGCGGCAGCGGCAGCCCUGUUGCCGGCUUAUCGUGCCGGUCUUGCCGGCUUCAACCUGACGUCAUCAUUCUCUUCAUUCUCCUCCCUGCAAGCCCUGAGGUCGGCGCCCUGGGACUUGCCAGGGCGGCCGGGGGGAGCCACCAGCGCUUUCGCCUCCCCUUUCGCGGGAGCUCUGUCCAACCUAACGCCACUUGACCUAGAAAAAUACCGACAGUACGUGCAGGCAUGCGCCAUAUCGGGCUGGCCUCGGUGACCUGCUCGCCUGGACAUGACUUCAGUCAACUGGCCUCGGUGACCUGCUCACCUGGACAUGACUUCAGUCAACUUGACUUGAGAUCUCAGAUCUCACCUGAUCUCACGCCAGACAGUCAGCCAAGUAGCUCGACUCUACUGCGUCUGCCGUCGCCAGUAAAGUGAUAUGUAACACUAAUUUUAAUUUUCUUCCAAAUGUGAAGACUCGUUGAAUGUGAAUGACAAAUUAUUUUAUUGAUCCAAAAAGCCAAAAUGCUUUAUAGCUGUCAAAUUUCUUUUAUUCUAUAGUAGAUGUCAGAGAAAUUGUCUAUUUAUAGAUUAUAAAUAAGUUGAUUCAAAUGAUGCAAUUUGAUGUAUUGUGAUUGUAGUAUUUACAUUUUCUUCAUGUUUAUUCAUGCGUGUC